This is a messenger RNA of Pipistrellus nathusii (Nathusius's pipistrelle), 549 nucleotides long. Lineage: Eukaryota; Metazoa; Chordata; Mammalia; Chiroptera; Vespertilionidae. The record is from the annotation of a GenBank genome assembly.
AUGGAGUUGGGCGAGCUGCUCUACAACAAGUCUGAGUACAUCGAGACGGCAUCUGGGAACAAAGUUAGUCGCCAGUCAGUGUUGUGCGGAAGUCAGAACAUCGUUCUCAAUGGCAAGACCAUUGUGAUGAAUGACUGUAUUAUCCGAGGAGAUCUGGCAAAUGUAAGAGUUGGACGUCAUUGUGUUGUGAAAAGUCGGAGUGUCAUAAGGCCACCGUUCAAGAAAUUCAGCAAAGGGGUUGCAUUCUUCCCUUUACAUAUUGGGGACCAUGUUUUUAUUGAGGAAGAUUGUGUGGUCAACGCAGCUCAGAUUGGCUCUUACGUUCAUGUUGGCAAGAAUUGUGUAAUUGGGCGUCGGUGUGUGUUGAAAGACUGCUGCAAAAUUCUUGACAACACAGUACUACCUCCAGAAACGGUGGUCCCACCAUUCACCGUCUUCUCAGGCUGCCCAGGACUCUUCUCGGGGGAGCUUCCCGAAUGUACCCAGGAGCUGAUGAUCGAUGUCACCAAGAGCUACUACCAGAAGUUUUUGCCCUUGACUCAGGUCUAA